CCGGCCGCGCCGCCAUUUUGGCCCCGUGGAGAGCCGAGUCCCUCGGAUGCGGUAGGGAGGGAGGAGGAGGAGGAAGGAAGGAAGGAGGGAGGGAGACGACGACGAGGAGGAGGAGGAGACGGAGGAGGAGAGGGCCGAAAGCCGAGAGCCGAGGCCGGGAGCCGAGGGGGGCAGCGCGACUCGAAAUGGCCAACAUCGCGGUGCAGCGGAUUAAGCGGGAGUUCAAAGAGGUCAUGAAGAGCGAGGAGACCAGCAAGAAUCAAAUAAAAGUAGAACUUGUAGAUGAGAACUUCACAGAAUUGAGAGGGGAGAUUGCGGGACCUCCAGACACGCCAUAUGAAGGAGGACGGUAUCAGCUAGAAAUAAAAAUUCCAGAAACGUAUCCAUUUAAUCCUCCAAAGGUUCGGUUUAUUACAAAAAUAUGGCAUCCAAAUAUCAGCUCAGUUACAGGAGCCAUUUGCUUGGAUAUUCUGAAAGAUCAAUGGGCAGCUGCUAUGACUCUAAGGACAGUUUUAUUAUCAUUACAAGCCUUACUGGCAGCUGCUGAACCAGAUGACCCGCAGGAUGCAGUAGUAGCACAACAGCACAAGCAAAAUCCAGAGAUGUUUAAACAGACAGCCAGGCUCUGGGCACAUGUUUACGCUGGAGCACCAGUUCCUAGCCCUGAGUACACCAGAAAAGUAGACAAACUGUGUGCUAUGGGCUUUGAUAAAAAUGCAGUAAUAGUGGCCUUGUCUUCACAAUCUUGGGACGUGGAGUGUGCAACAGAACGACUGCUUAGCAACUGAAGAAUUCUGGGAUUGCUUCUCCCAAAGGCCAGGCGCCCUUUCCCUUGACAAACACCUCUGCCCUUUUAUUUCUGGGUUCUGCAUAGAUUCCAAUUUAAGUAUCACUGUAAAAUGUGAUGAUGGCUAUAAACGAGACUGGAUUCGAUGCUCUGUAAAUAUAGCUCUCAAAAGAUCUGUGUAAAUUAAACGAGAGGGGAAACAAAGGGGAAAAAGUGAAGUACUUUUAAUUUCUUUCCUACUUGGCAUUGUAAGGAUCCUGAAUUUGAGUUGCAUUCAUCCCUGAAGAUGACAUACACCUGGUUUAGUGCAGUUUUAACAAGGUGACCAAGGGUCUCAAUUGCAUCAGCUGUUUUUGUUAAAGAAUGUGGUCUGCAUCUUAGAAAAAGGCUUUAUUUUUGAAUGUGUCAUGGCUGUUGAUGUAGCCAUUAUAUAUGGUAAUAAUGCUCCUGAUCAGGUUUUAUUUUCUGUUCAGUGAGAGGCUGCUUCACUAUUAUUUAAUUGUGUCAUUAAUGCACAUGGUCUUUUAUGACUUCAAAAAAACAUUUUAAUAGUACCUUAUCAUGUGAGGAUCCUUGAGUAUCCUACCAUGGUUACAUUGUUCUCUAGAAGCCUUUGCUGUGACACAAUCAAAAAGAGUUUAAAAGGCUAGUUUUUCUUGAACUGUUUGAGCUGUUAAGCAAUUCAAUAACUGCUUAAAGGUGGUUUAGAAUUGUUCAACAAGUGCUUCAAAACAUUCACUCUCUGCUUGUUUCACAUUUUCUAUAUUACACUUUGGAGGCUGUGGUGGCUGUACUCUUGCUGUAAAUAACUUAUAGCUCACAUAGAGAUAGAGGUUUGUUAUUGAUCAGAUGUUUGCACUCUGUUCAGUGUCUCUGAAAAUUCAUAAAUGGGAUAUUACUUUUAUCACCCUGUACAUAGAGCUAAGCUUUUUAUUCGUAUUAAAAUGGUAUUUCAUCUUAAAAGUUUACAUUAACAUUGGGGUCAUUUAAUACUGUGGUUGAUUUAUCAAACAUCUGCAAAGAUUAAUUGAAAAAAAGAAAGUGAUUUAUUCUUUGUUAGUAAACCUAUUGACAAUCAGUUAGUGUCAGUUACAAAUGCACGCUUUUCAAAUGUAGUGUGCGUAUUUAGUUUGAAGUGAUUAUUUCUCCAUGAGGAUAAACUACAUAAGGUUUGGAAGUGACAAGAUCUUUAAAACUCGGCUGAUUUUGGAUCUUAACUGCAUGCUUCUAAUUUAUUUCCCACACUAACUAGUUCUUUUGUUUGUGAUCAGAAAAGGCAUUUACUUGACUGAGAACCAGUAUGAGGUUUGUAUUUUUUUACUUUUAGGUUGUCAUUCAACCACGGAGAUAUGGUUUAAGAGCACAGGCUGCUGCCAAUGGGAAUUUGUGUUUUUCAUUACGCACAUUAAAAACAUUUGGAUUGAGAA
Messenger RNA from Callorhinchus milii (elephant shark), 2214 nucleotides. RefSeq names its product ubiquitin-conjugating enzyme E2Kb (UBC1 homolog, yeast) (gene ube2kb). Gene Ontology annotation, cellular component: nucleus. Lineage: Eukaryota; Metazoa; Chordata; Chondrichthyes; Chimaeriformes; Callorhinchidae. Bases 186 to 788 code for a protein of 200 amino acids. The record is from RefSeq and is a predicted model, not a curated record. Gene Ontology annotation, biological process: protein polyubiquitination; proteasome-mediated ubiquitin-dependent protein catabolic process. Gene Ontology annotation, molecular function: protein binding; ubiquitin conjugating enzyme activity. The transcript has 7 exons.